Cucurbita maxima (winter squash) is the source of this 1535-nucleotide messenger RNA. Its product is annotated as GATA transcription factor 28-like. The transcript has 8 exons. The record is from RefSeq and is a predicted model, not a curated record. NCBI's taxonomy places the organism in Eukaryota, Viridiplantae, Streptophyta, Magnoliopsida, Cucurbitales, Cucurbitaceae. Gene Ontology annotation, biological process: regulation of DNA-templated transcription. Bases 305 to 1213 code for a protein of 302 amino acids. Gene Ontology annotation, molecular function: protein binding; sequence-specific DNA binding; zinc ion binding.
AAUAUGCGUUAAACUUGAACCAAGCGGGCGACAUUCGGAGGCACGUCUGUCUCGACUUUCUAGAACUCUCUCUCUCUCCCAACUCAAUCCGCCGUUGAUCCCAAUUGGUUUAGAUCGCAUCUUCAGCCCUCCCGUUCCCGAGGAGAGAUCUUCCACCUGAAAGCAAUGUGAUCGUCGAUCGUCUUCUUUUCAAAGCAUCAGAGCAACGAGAUUGCAUUAUUUGUGCUGCGUUUGUCGUGUUCGUCCGUUGGAUUAUCACUCUCUUGGAUGAAUUAAUCGAGGUUUUUCUGGCGGGAGCAGUGAAAUGGACGGUAUUCAUGCGAGCGAUGGACGGAUGCAUAUGAGUCAUGCACAGCAUUCGAUGCACACACAAUCUGUGCAAGAACAGGAACAUCAUGACUUGCAUUACAUGAGUAAUGGGAAUGGAAUGGCCGAUGAGCAUGAAAAUGAAGGUCACGGUAUCAUGGUUGUGGAAAGGGAAGCUCCAUCCGACCAUGGUGAUCUUGCCGAGAAUCGUGGUGUAAUGGUGGAUCGAGGAGGCGAUAACUGCGAUCAGCUUACCCUGUCAUAUCAGGGUCAAGUUUAUGUUUUCGAUUCUGUCUUGCCCGAAAAGGUUCAAGCUGUGUUAUUAUUAUUGGGAGGUCGCGAAGUACCUUUGCGUGUUCCCUCAAUCCCAAUAACUAAUCAACCAAAUGAUAGGCAUCUCACUGAUGAAGCAUUUAACCAGGCACUUGCCAUCCCCCCACGUCUAAGUGUCCCUCAGAGAUUAGCUUCUUUGAUUAGAUUUCGUGAAAAGCGAAAGGAACGUAAUUUUGACAAGAAAAUUCGGUAUACAGUUCGUAAAGAGGUAGCACUUAGGAUGCAGCGUAAUAAAGGUCAGUUCACAUCUUCCAAACCCAUUCAUGAAGAUUCAUUAUCGGCCACAACAAGUUGGGAAUCAAAUGAGACUUGGUGCUCUGAUGGAAAUGGAUCCCAUCAACAAGAAAUUCUCUGUCGACAUUGUGGUAUUAGUGAGAAGUCUACACCAAUGAUGCGACGUGGACCUGAUGGGCCAAGAACCCUUUGCAAUGCUUGCGGACUCAUGUGGGCAAACAAGGGAACUCUGCGGGACCUCUCAAAAGCACCAAACCAGGGUGGACAAGCUUCAAGCUUCAAUAGGAAUGAGAAUGUUGUGCAGAAUGGAGAUUCUGAGUCCAACCCAAAAAGUGCAUAGGAAUUGUGACAGGUGUUUAUGAUUGCUGUUUCGAAAUUUAGCAAAAUCAUACAAGCUUAAUUUCUCCCACAGAUUAGUUUGAAACGGAUUAAAAACUUCUCAUCGAUGGCUAUGAAUCAUGAAUCCCAUCCAUCGACAGAGACCCUUGUGGCCAAUUCAUCUUGGAAACGACGGUAUCGUGGACGUGUACUAAUUUAAUAGCUCUUCUUAUCAUAUUGUGAACCAUUUCAACAUGUCAAAAUUCCUAGAAUCUUGUAAGUUAGCAUUUGCUGCGCUUGUACAAUGGCAUGGUCAUUUUAAUCCAUUUCAUUUUUGUCCAGUA